This is a messenger RNA of Racocetra fulgida, 543 nucleotides long. NCBI's taxonomy places the organism in Eukaryota, Fungi, Glomeromycota, Glomeromycetes, Diversisporales, Gigasporaceae. The record is from the annotation of a GenBank genome assembly.
AUUGCACCAGAAUUGCUUCGUAAUGUUGCUGGGAUUUACGUAGAGCAUACCAAUCGUUUUUUCACUUUGGUUUCUUCUAACAAUAUUGGUGAUACUGUUGAUCUGGAAACUUCUUUGUCGGCCUUGAAAUGCAUACGACGUCUGGUAGUUUAUGGAUUUAAAGAUAUUAGCAAAGUUGAUGAAACGAAGCUUAUUGAUGCACAUAUCACACUGAUGGGAAAAUUUUAUAUCGAACUGUUAAAAACACAUCCUAUUUCUUUUAUAAUGACGCCAGGGUCUGUAGAUGUUAUUCAAUAUUACUGGAAAUUACUGGUAACUUACGGAAAAUCCAAUGAAGAUUCCAAAGAUCUGCAAGUAUCUGAAGCAAUGAGAGUCGUGGAUGAGCAAAUAUUAACACCCAAUUUUGUUGAGUCAUGUGCUGAAUUAUUGAUCUCAAAUUUGAUUAUUUUAAGAAAGGAUGAUUUAAUAAUGUGGGAAGAGGACCCAGAAGGGUGGAUUAAUUAUGAUGAGUCCGACCAUUGGGAGCAUCAAUUACGGGUAUGA